Molecule: messenger RNA, 795 nt
Organism: Oppiella nova
Lineage: Eukaryota; Metazoa; Arthropoda; Arachnida; Sarcoptiformes; Oppiidae
Source: the annotation of a GenBank genome assembly
AUGGACAAAUUGCGUCGGGCUUUGAGUGGAGACGAGUCUGUCAGCGGUGACGAUGAAGAACAGGGAUUCGCCGCUCAGAUAAACUCUGCCACAACCCUCAGUUGGUCCACUCGUAUCCAAGGGUUUGCCGUUUGUUUUGUGUUGGGGUUUGUCUUCUCUAUCUUGGGAUCGGCUUUAAUAGCGUUACCGAAAGGCUUACUAUUGUUUGCCAUGUUUUAUACCAUCGGUAACUUGACAUCAAUGGCCAGCACAAUGUUCUUAAUGGGACCCUUCCGUCAGCUCAAGAAGAUGUUUAACGAGACGCGAGUGUUGGCCACUAUCGGGGUCUUUGUGUUCAUGAUUUUAACCCUUUUAUCUGCCCUUUGGUGGAAGAGAGCUCUUCUAGCCGUCAUCUUCUGUAUCCUUCAGUUCCUGGCAUUCAUUUGGUACUCCUUGUCAUACAUCCCUUACGCCAGAGAUAUGGUGCGCAAAACCAUCACCUCUUGUGUUUGAAUAUCAUUUAUAUUCAAAGCAAUCGUUUAUUUGAAUACUUUUGUGCCUUAAAUAUGACACAAAAACGCUAUUAUAAUAAAUAUAGAUUUUUAAACUAAACAUAUGAUUGGAUUUUAGUUAAUCAAAUCUGUUUCAUACGGAAUCUCACAACAGUUAUCAUUUAUGAUUAACUUAUUAUAAUUCAAAAUUAGCUUACCGGUAUAUUUGAACGUUACGUGUUACCGUAUUACAAUAUUUUAAUACUUUGCAAAGAAUUUACUCAAAUUCUGGCUAAAUUUUUGAUAAUACUUUUUAAUGUAUACA